UCUCUGACGGCAGCUUCAGCUCAGCUAGCAGCCCGAGCUAAUCCGGCUAACAGCUAACGGCUAACGGCUAGCUAGUGGCGCUAUGAUGGCGGAGCUGGUGCAGGGACAGGCCUCGAUGAACCAGCCGGGGCUGAAGUCAGACGGCCUGGCCGAUGUUUUACAGAGGGCCCGGCAGAUGGUGGGUAAGAUGGGUGGUGAAGCCAUGUCCCACCUCAACAGCUCCUCAGGAAGUGUCGAGCCUUCGCUGUACUACCCUGGCCAGAAACGACCAGGAGAGGACGGAGUAGGUAACCAGCUAGCAGCCAUGGGGCAUCAAAGCAGGGUAAUCACAGAGGAUUACAAGGUCCCCGACAGGAUGGUGGGCUUCAUCAUUGGUAGAGGAGGAGAACAGAUCACCAGGAUCCAGUUGGAGUCCGGCUGCAAGAUCCAGAUCGCUGCUGACAGCGGUGGUCUGAUGGAGCGGCCGUGUUCUCUGACGGGAACUCCGGAGAGCAUCGAGCAGGCGAAGCGGCUGCUGGUCCAGAUCGUGGACCGCUGUAGAAACGGCCCUGGUUUCCACAGCGAUGGAGAGGGCGGCGCUUCGGUGCAGGAGAUGCUGAUCCCUGCCAGUAAGGUGGGGCUGGUGAUUGGCCGAGGAGGAGACACCAUCAAGCAGCUGCAGGAGCGAGCAGGAGUGAAGAUGAUGAUGAUCCAGGACGGUCCGAUGCCGACAGGAGCCGACAAACCUCUUCGUAUCUCUGGAGACCCGUACAAAGUGCAGGCAGCCAGGGAGCUGGUGUUGGAGGUGAUCAGGGAGAAGGACGGAGAUUUCAGGUCUGGACGCAACGACUUCAGCGCCCGACUGGGAGGAACCAGCCUGGACGUUCCAGUUCCCAGGUUUGCUGUUGGUAUCGUGAUCGGCAGAAAUGGAGAAAUGAUCAAGAAGAUCCAGAACGAUGCGGGGGUCCGAAUCCAGUUUAAAGCAGAUGAUGGCAUCAGUCCGGAGCGUGUUGCCAUGGUGAUAGGACAGCCAGACCGCUGUCAGCACGCAGUCCACCUCAUCAAUGAGCUCAUCCAGACCGCACAGGAGCGUGAUGGUUUCGGCUCAGCCCUGCGGGGCGGGAGGGUCAGAGGUCGUGGUGAUUGGACUAUGGGCUCUCCUGGUCCCCUACAGGAAGUGACCUACACCAUCCCUGCUGACAAGUGUGGCCUGGUCAUCGGCAAAGGAGGGGAGACCAUUAAGAGUAUUAACCAGCAGUCUGGAGCCCAUGUGGAGCUGCAGAGGAACCCUCCCCCCUCCACCGACCCCAACACCCGGGUCUUCACCAUCAGAGGCACGGCCCAGCAGAUGGACCUGGCCCGCCAGCUCAUAGACGACAAGAUCGGGGGUUCAGGUAUAAUGAGUAAUGGAGGAUUUGGCUUCAGUCCCUUCACCCAGGGCCCAGCUGCACACCAGAACUGUGGCAGUGGUCAGACCUUCCUGACUGGUGUUUGGGGAAACACCUACCAGACCAGCUGGCAGAACCCUGGACAACAAGACCCUGGUCACAAUAUGGCUCAGACAGGACAGAUGGACUACUCUAAAGCAUGGGAGCAGUACUAUAAGAAGCUAGGUCAGCAGAACCAGCCUCAGAGCUUGAUGACAGACUACAGUAAGGCCUGGGAGGACUACUACAAGAAACAGAGUCAGUCGUCUCAGCAGAGUUCGGUGCCAGACUACACUGCAGCGUUAGCAGAAUACUACAGACAGCAGCCCUACCUGUGGAACCCCGCCCAGAUACAGGAUCACUAGAGGCUCCUCCCUCGCCAGUGAAGGCCUCGGAUGGUCGUCGAUGGCAACCGAAAUCGGGGGUUUCCUAGCAACGCUCCAC
Molecule: messenger RNA, 1850 nt
Organism: Seriola dumerili (greater amberjack)
Lineage: Eukaryota; Metazoa; Chordata; Actinopteri; Carangiformes; Carangidae
Product: far upstream element-binding protein 3-like
Exons: 19
Coding region: 83-1771 (562 amino acids)
Biological process (GO): regulation of DNA-templated transcription
Cellular component (GO): cytoplasm; nucleus
Molecular function (GO): mRNA binding
Source: RefSeq, a predicted model, not a curated record